Molecule: messenger RNA, 2056 nt
Organism: Galendromus occidentalis (western predatory mite)
Lineage: Eukaryota; Metazoa; Arthropoda; Arachnida; Mesostigmata; Phytoseiidae
Exons: 5
Coding region: 134-631 (165 amino acids)
Source: RefSeq, a predicted model, not a curated record
AAAGCGGCGUGUCUGCGUGGAGAAGCGACCUAUGAGAGUGCGGAGAGUCCGGAGCCGGUUGAAUCUUAUGUUCCUUUUAAGCUGAACUUUGCUUUGGUAUUCCUUGCUGGGUCCAGGAACUCAUACUGAAGCGAUGUACACAAUCAAGGGUCCGAACGGAGGUCUCUUGAAAACCCGUCUCAUGGGAAUCAACGGGAACAAGAACACCUCGUUCGAUGUUUCUGCGAAGAGCAUUUCUCCACCAAAUGAGAAAACCGGUGCUGAUUCGGUGAAUAAAAGCCCCUGCCACGACGGAUUACCCAUCGGUCCGAGACCCGUCUUCCUCCCUCCGAAAAAUGGCGCGAAUUCACAUCGGCGGAAGCCUCGGCCGGAUAAAACUCCAGAUCAGGAGGUCUGUCGAGUCCAGCCCGACGCCGAAGUAGUGUCAUUCUUCGCCAUGACGUGGAAUUCUCUCCAGACCAGUCCUGAGACUGAGAAGAAGAGCACUUCCAAGUCGAAUGACAUCGUCUAUUACCGUCCCCACAACGCCGUUAAGGUGCCAGAAUUUACUCCGUGCAACUACGAGCGAGUGUGGGCUGAUCAUCAUUAUCACAAAAUUAUCCGCCAUGUCAUACAGAAUCAGACGCCUUGAAAAACAGCCGAGGGAUUCAGCAUGGAAUAUCAGGAGAACAUAUGCAAUGGAGGGCAAAAUCGGGAGAAAUUGCUGAAAUCAUCAUUGUUCAUUUCGGCCGAAUCGAAGCAGGAUGCAUGCCAAAUUACAAGUCUCCGCUCGGACAAGAUUAUUUCCUACAUUUUUUUUCUCGCAGUUCGCAAGAUUCUAACGAAGCUUAUAGCGACAUGCCAAGUAACUUACGACCAGAGGUGAUUUAUCGAAGGGAUUCGACUCGACGAUUAGAUAAAUUCAAGCAACAGCAUUGACUUGAUUCGGUCAGAAAUCCGCCAUGUAAAAUAUCGCUGCAGCUCCGUAUGGAGGGAGGUCACGGGGUUGGAUAGAGGAUAAAGAGCACUGUAAUUGUGUGAAUAUGGUCGUUGCUGCUCGACGAACGACGACUGUAGGAAAACGGCAGGACAAAACCUCGAACCCGCUUACAAACAGGUCGCACAAUUUCCCUUGACUCACCGAAUCGUUGGGUGUAAAUCGUGUUCAGUAUUUUUGCUUCCGGGUUUCCGAGGAGAACUCCAGUGAACUUGUGAUGAUUCGAGAGUAGGAAGAUCAACUCGUGACGGGUCACGAACUACUUACCCUUAUCUUGGGAAGAGCGCCCAUUCAGUUCUCAUACCUAUCUGUAAUGUCAGCUCGGUGCGAGAAGCCCCGAGACAGAAAAAACUAAGCUCCGGCGAACUCCGCUCCAAUUCUGUCGGGAGAGGAGAAACUGCUCGCUCGCAAGGAAAGUUCGACCAUGAAAACGUUUCUAGAGGAGAAAUAUUUUGUAGAAAGUAGAGUUCUAUAGUUUGCACACGGCGCGCUUUAGAGUUUAGUGUUGGUUGCGAUGUAGAGGCACUAUCUUAGAUUCGUAGUCGAAAUCUCCCCUCAUCAUCUUGUCCACCCCUCCCCCUAGUCAAGUACAGUGCUAAUCGCUCUCGACCAAGUGACACGAAUCCGAGAUGCGAUACUCAGUGAAAUUAUACGAUGCAGAGUUCUUCCUAUUGAGCGAUUUCAUUGCUCGUUCUCGUUGAUGCAAAAUAGCUAGAGGUUGUAACAGUUAGAGUUUCACUGGGGACCCUUGAGACAUCGACAAGGGGGAGUGUGCCAUUCGGAUGGCAUUUUGGAGCCCUCCAACAGAAGUGCCUUGCUUAUCUUCAGUUCAGGAAGAUGGUUUUGGUAAGAAUGAUGAUGGUCGAGAGGAGCUAAAACCCAACGCCGACGACGAUGCACGACAAACUGGACCGUAAAUCGUAUUGUUAGUUCACGGCCAGGGCUCUCAGGAGGGGAAUAAAGAUCAGCGUCUUCUCAGUUCUGUAGACGUCUCUGCUUAGUCGGCUUUCCGUCAAUCGGUCAUUUGCGAGAUGCUCUUUCUCGGUCGCGAUUCAUCAGAAUACCGAUCGCAGGCGGGGA